UAUACGCGUUGUGCCCACAACGUUGUGCUCACAACACUAUGUGUCUACAUGUGUUGUGACUACUCAUGACCCGUUUUCCAUUUUGUGUUGUGGAACGAAGAACUUGAAACAUUUGUGUUCGAGAUUUUGAGCGGGUGAUAUACUACCGAGACCGACAUACACAGUACACAGGAUUUUGUCUGCUUUUUACAAGAUAUAGAAUAUAGAUAUAUAGAAUUUUAUAGAUUCAAAUGGAUACAAAUAAUGAAAUUAUUUGUUUAACUGCAAUAUGCGCAGCAGCAAAUGUUUUAUUUUUGCUAAAUGAAGAAAAGGAAAAAAAAAGAAAAAGACAAGGGAAUGGUCAAAACCUUGGAGGCUCCGCAGGAAUACAAAAAGUUCUUUUAAACUUUUAAAUGACGAACUACGCUUAGAAGAUAAGGACGCGUACAGGCGUUAUCUUCGUAUGAACGAGGAUUCUUUUAAAGAACUUUUAAGCAUAGUGCAGAACUCAAUUCAAAAAAGGAAUUCUGUUAUGCGAGAAGCUAUUCCUGCGGAGGAAUCUUUAGCGAUGGUCCUUCGAUUUUUGGCUACGGGGGAAACUUUUCGAAGUUUGGAUUUCCAAACCCGAUUAUCUCGGUCCCAUAUUUCCAACGUCAUGAUAGCUUGCUGCAAGGCAAUAUACGAUGGCUUGAGGAAUAAAUAUCUUGAAUUCCCAUCAACAGUCCGACAAUGGGAAGAAAUCGCCAACAGCUUCGAAAACAAGUGGCAGUUUCCUCUAUGCCUAGGUGCCUUAGAUGGAAAGCAUAUAGCUUUCAGAGCUGCAAAAACAGACGGUGCCUAUUAUUAUAAUUAUAAAGGUUUCAAUAGCAUCGUACUUUUGGCCAUGUGUGAUGCAACUUAUAAAUUUACAUAUAUAGAUAUAGGCUGCAAUGGCAGAAUAAAUGACGCAGGCGUGCUCAACCGAGGUGACUUGCGUGGAAUUAUUGAUCAAGCGCAUCAGUAUUUUCCACCAGAUAAAGUGAUAGGUAACAACAAAAAAUUACCUUAUGUUAUCAUUGGUGAUGAUGCUUUUGCGCUUGAAAAGCAUGUCCUUAAACCAUAUCCCUACAACAGCAAGGAAGAAAGUAAAAAAAUAUUUAAUUUUCGUUUAAGCCACGCAAGGCAAACGAUUGAGCACGCCUUCGGAAUGUUAGCCAACCGAUUUCGUGUUUUCCAAACGGAAAUUCACUUAAGACCUGAAAAAGUGCAGGAGAUAGUCAGAACAUGCUGCCUUCUUCAUAACUUUUUGUUGACAAAAAACGGAAAUUCCGAAUUCCCUUCUGCUGUUUUAAGAAGUGGAGAACAACAAGAAACUGCUCCUAACACUGCAAGAAAUCCACAAAAACUGGCAUCCUCUAUUCGUGACACAUUUGCGGAUUAUUUCCAAAAUGAAGGCGAACUACCAUGGCAGUACCAAUAUAUUUAAAAUAAAAAAAGUUUAAAUAUUUUUAAAAUUUAAUUUCUUUCAUUUUUCAUUACAAAAUUAACUCUUUUCUUAAACUUCCUAUUUAAACAUUCAUUAUCUUAGGCUAUAAGUUCUUAAUGAUAAUAAAUUAAUAAUAACAAACAUUAAUAUCUCAGUCUAUUAGUUCUUAGUGACAAUAAAUUAAUAACAAACAAUAAUAUCUCAGUCUAUUAGUUCUUAGUGACAAUAAAUUAAUAACAAACAA
This is a messenger RNA of Eupeodes corollae, 1688 nucleotides long. Its product is annotated as putative nuclease HARBI1. The transcript is spliced from 2 exons. Bases 443 to 1444 code for a protein of 333 amino acids. NCBI's taxonomy places the organism in Eukaryota, Metazoa, Arthropoda, Insecta, Diptera, Syrphidae. The record is from RefSeq and is a predicted model, not a curated record.